CGUUGAUGUUGUGUCUCCACAACCUGUCCGUACAUCUGUCUAGGUGGUACAGACUCGCAUGCAUUUCGGUCCACCGAACUGAAUCUCUCUUUUUCCUUGCAAUCGAUUUCAACGACAGCUGUUGAACUUGGCCUAUCUUUCCCUCUUUUCUCUCUCCAGCUUCCCUCACUCACUCAUUUCUUUUUCCAUAUGCCGUCAUUAUCCUCACCCCAACCCCCACCAUCGCCAGGCGACAGAAGAGGCAAACACGUGGUAGCGGUAUGCUGCUUGGACAAAAAGGCCCGAUCGAAACCGAUGCGACACAUUCUCAACCGACUGCUCAGUUACGGCGAUUACAGCAUUGUGAUCUUUGGAGACAAGACGAUUCUUGACGAAGAGGUGGAGAAUUGGCCUGGGUGUGAUUUUUUGAUUUGCUUUUUCUCGGAUGGAUUUCCGUUGGACAAGGCCAUUCAAUACGUCAAACUCCGUAAGCCAUUUACUGUCAACAGCGUCGUCAUGCAGUCGUUGUUGUGGGACCGACGGGUUGUUUUGGCCAUAUUGGAUGCUAUGGGCAUUCCAACGCCCCCUCGUCUCGUUGUCACGCGUGAUGGCGGACCUGAAGUCGACCCGGACGCUGCUGGUGCAUUUGAGGAGUGCACUGGCAUGGAUUUGCAUCGUGUGUUGGCAAAGUACUCACGAAACACAGAAGAGAUCAAAAUCCAUGAUGACGAAAUAGAGGUCGAGGGCAAUUCCUUGUCCAAGACCUUUAUCGAAAAGCCUGCCGAUGGUGAGAACCACAACAUCAACAUCUACUAUAGUAGAGAAAAGGGAGGUGGUGGUCGUCGAUUGUUCAGAAAGAUUGGAAACAAAUCAAGUGAAUUUGAUCCUGAGCUCUCGACCCCACAGCAGGAGAACUCGUGGAUCUACGAACAGCUGAUGGAAACCGAAAAUUGCGAGGACAUCAAGCUGUAUACCGUGGGUCCAACUUUUAUUCAUGCAGAGACCAGAAAAUCGCCAACAGUCGAUGGUUUAGUCAAACGGAACACAGACGGAAAAGAAAUACGCUAUUGCACGGAACUUUCUCCGGAAGAAGAGGAUAUCGCCCGCAAAGUUUCCAAAGCAUUCGGCCAGACUGUCUGCGGAUUAGAUAUCCUGCGCGUGAACGGCAAAUCAUAUGUCAUUGAUGUGAACGGCUGGAGCUUUGUUAAGGGCAGCGAUUACUACUAUGAUCAAUGCGCACGACUGUUGAGCGAAGCGUUCUAUCGAUCUGUACAACGCCGCCCUUCCAUGGUAGAAACCAUCCCUCGAGAAAUCGCACCAGAACAUUCUUGGCGUAUCAAGGGCUUUGUUGCUGUAUUCCGACAUGCCGAUCGUACGCCCAAGGACAAGUCCAAAAUCUCAACACAAGCCCAGCCAUUUAUUGAUCUUCUUGAUGGAAGCACACAAGAAGUCGUCUUUCGGCAAAAGCAUCAAUUAUCAUUGGUUGCUCAGGCUGUCGACAAGUCGCUUGAAUUGAACCACAGCGAUGCGGACAAGCUACGCUCACUGAAAGAGAUUCUCGAAAAGAAGUGGGACUUACCAGGUACCAAGGUACAAGUGAAGCCGCAAUUUGACAAGGAGACCGGAGAAGUCAAGAAGGUUCAAGUGAACGUGAAAUGGGGUGGCGAGUUUACACACGCUGGCUUGCAUCAAUCCCGCGAUCUGGGCGAGAAUCUGCGUAAGGAUAUGAACAUCUUGAAUCGAAAUAUCAUGGACGACGUCAAAAUCUUUAGCAGCUCUGAACGCCGUGUGAGAGCCACAGCCGAUGUGUUCGCUCGACGAUUCCUUGGUCAACCCGAGUCAAUUGAAGGCGUCAUUUCAGAAAGCAAGUCUUUGCUGGAUGAUAGCAACGCAGCCAAAGAGCAAGGCGAUGCAGUCAAGCGACAACUCAAAACGUUGAUCCGGCCAGGCUAUGAGAUCCCACAGCUUCAAUUAGCCCAAGUAGGCUGGCCCAAAGACAUGCCACAGCCUCAUGUGGUGAUGCAAGAAAUUAGUUUGAUCAUGUCACGUCUACGACAAAUCAUGCGUUACAACUGGCAAAUCAAGGAUGUUGAUCAAAUUCAAAGACGAUGGUGCUGUUUUGAGUCCCCUGCCCUGUUCCGCGAGCGUUGGGAAAAGCAAUUCAAGAACUUCUGCGAUCACGGCAGUGGCGACGAGAGCGACGAGGCCGAUAUUCGAAAUAGAAUGCAUUCUGCGCCUGAUCCGGCAUGGAUCCCAGAGCUUUAUGAUGCACUGAAAUACGAUGCUUUGCAUAACCGCCCCUUUUUGCAGGGUAUUUUCAGUGAUCCUGAUGCACCCGCUCCAGAAUCGGAAACCGGAUCAACUGACGGAAGCUCGUCACGGGGUCGUCCUUCCACCGAUUCUUCCAGCGUUAUCCAUGGUAGCAGUGAUCUGCGAAAACUGUACAAGUACGUCCGCACCAUGUUUGACUUUGUGGCGCCUCAAGAGUAUGGUAUUACGGAUGAAGAAAAGAAAAGCAUUGGCUUGUUGAUUGGGCUACCCUUGCUCAAGUCGAUAUUGAGCGACUUGAGAGAUAUAAAGUAUUCGGACAACCCAAAGACACGACUUUACUUUACGAAAGAAUCUCAUGUUCAUGCAUUAUUGAAUUUGGUGUAUCUGUCUGGAGUACCAACCAAGGUCCCUAGAAACGCUUUACCAGAGUUGGACUUUUUAACCCAGAUCACAUUCGAGUUGUACGAGCGUAACAAACACAGUGAACCUGGCAAAGAAUAUUCGUUGCGGAUAGGCUUUAGCUCUGGUGCCCAUUAUAAGGAUGUCCUUGAUAUACAUCUCGAUGCCGAGCAUUGUCUUAAGGUUGCACCUCGCACUAACCUGAUCCCACACUUAUCGCUUGAAGAAGUCCUGGCUUACCAUAAUUCAUAUCUCAAUCUUCCCAACCUUGAGAGCAUUGAGCGUCAAAUUGAAGAGCGCAAACUAUACUACGUCCAAGAAGACAACCAAUAACAUGAAUAAUAACAUGAAUAGAAUCAAUACACACACACACGUUGUAGACUUUCUUGCCUUUCCCUCUCUCUCGAGCACACCCAAACCACAACACUUUACAAUAAUAUACUCCAAUCUUUUUUCUUCUAGUUCGUUUACACGCGCCACAGCAAUUGCUUUUUUCCAUCUCAAUAAAUAAUCAUGACUUCCAUUCCGUGCAACAGCUAAGUUUACUUUUGUUUUAUUUAUUGGAUACAAAAGAUAAUAAUCCGCAACCCAGGAAAAAGGGUAAUAUUAACCUUAGCGGUUGGCUAUUUAAAAAAGGGAAAAAAAAGAAUAA
Zychaea mexicana is the source of this 3301-nucleotide messenger RNA. Its product is annotated as histidine phosphatase superfamily-domain-containing protein. Bases 190 to 2982 code for a protein of 930 amino acids. The transcript is spliced from 10 exons. Gene Ontology annotation, biological process: inositol metabolic process; inositol phosphate biosynthetic process. Gene Ontology annotation, molecular function: diphosphoinositol pentakisphosphate kinase activity; inositol hexakisphosphate kinase activity; 5-diphosphoinositol pentakisphosphate 1-kinase activity. The record is from RefSeq and is a predicted model, not a curated record. Gene Ontology annotation, cellular component: cytosol. Lineage: Eukaryota; Fungi; Mucoromycota; Mucoromycetes; Mucorales; Lichtheimiaceae.